This is a messenger RNA of Pongo pygmaeus (Bornean orangutan), 4562 nucleotides long. RefSeq names its product eukaryotic translation initiation factor 2 subunit alpha (gene EIF2S1). Gene Ontology annotation, molecular function: RNA binding; translation initiation factor activity; ribosome binding. Gene Ontology annotation, cellular component: eukaryotic translation initiation factor 2 complex; eukaryotic 48S preinitiation complex. NCBI's taxonomy places the organism in Eukaryota, Metazoa, Chordata, Mammalia, Primates, Hominidae. The record is from RefSeq and is a predicted model, not a curated record. The coding region runs from base 587 to 1534 and encodes 315 amino acids. Gene Ontology annotation, biological process: translational initiation. The transcript has 8 exons.
CACAGGCGAAGAAGGGGGAGGACAGAACAGAGGCGUUGCCCGGAUGUCGGGGCACGCGCACCGCGGAACCACCCCUCAAUUCCGGUUCGCCUCCCAACCCCUCCCCAUCCAGCUUCCCUGCGGCUGCGCAAUACGCGGCACGCGCCAGGCCAAAGACUAGGAGCGAAGCGUGCACUCCUUGUCUUUCUCCACCUUUUGUCUUUGGUCACAGCGCCAUCUCAUGGUUAGCUGAAACUUUGAAAGAGGAUUCAUUCUUCAGAGGCAAGGAAUCAGAGUCCUAUGUCUUUCUCGCGCCUUGAAGGUUACUUAGCUAAAGCUAAGAUAGCGAGAAACAGUACUUUUCAGGUCCUUCCAUGAUCUACAUUCGUCCUUGUUCUCGGAGGACCCAGACUCUAUGGUUAAUGAUGAAGAGGGGCCUCUAUUCGUUCAGCGCUUGCGCAUGCGAGGAGGUUCCGCAUGCGCGGUGGAGUGAGCGAAGCGCACGCUGAGGAGGAUCGGCGGCCGGUGAGGGAGAAGCAAGUCUGGUCUCUGUGAUUGAAGAAGGCGGCUCUGGGCUCCAUUGCGGGAAUCACACACAUACCUCAGAAUGCCGGGUCUAAGUUGUAGAUUUUAUCAACACAAAUUUCCUGAGGUGGAAGAUGUAGUGAUGGUGAAUGUCAGAUCCAUUGCUGAAAUGGGGGCUUAUGUCAGCUUGCUGGAAUACAACAACAUUGAAGGCAUGAUUCUUCUUAGUGAAUUAUCCAGAAGGCGUAUCCGUUCUAUCAACAAACUCAUCCGAAUUGGCAGGAAUGAGUGCGUGGUUGUCAUUAGGGUGGACAAAGAAAAAGGAUAUAUUGAUUUGUCAAAAAGAAGAGUUUCUCCAGAGGAAGCAAUCAAAUGUGAAGACAAAUUCACAAAAUCCAAAACUGUUUAUAGCAUACUUCGUCAUGUUGCUGAGGUGUUAGAAUACACCAAGGAUGAGCAGCUGGAAAGCCUAUUCCAGAGGACUGCCUGGGUCUUUGAUGACAAGUACAAGAGACCUGGAUAUGGUGCCUAUGAUGCAUUUAAGCAUGCAGUCUCAGACCCAUCUAUUUUGGAUAGUUUAGAUUUGAAUGAAGAUGAACGGGAAGUACUCAUUAAUAAUAUUAAUAGGCGCUUGACCCCACAGGCUGUCAAAAUUCGAGCAGAUAUCGAAGUGGCUUGUUAUGGUUAUGAAGGCAUUGAUGCUGUAAAAGAAGCCCUAAGAGCAGGUUUGAAUUGUUCUACAGAAAACAUGCCCAUUAAGAUUAAUCUAAUAGCUCCUCCUCGGUAUGUAAUGACUACGACAACCCUGGAGAGAACAGAAGGCCUUUCUGUCCUCAGUCAAGCUAUGGCUGUUAUCAAAGAAAAGAUUGAGGAAAAGAGGGGUGUGUUCAAUGUUCAAAUGGAGCCCAAAGUGGUCACAGAUACAGAUGAGACUGAACUUGCGAGGCAGAUGGAGAGGCUUGAAAGAGAAAAUGCCGAAGUGGAUGGAGAUGAUGAUGCAGAAGAAAUGGAAGCCAAAGCUGAAGAUUAACUUUGUGGGAAACAGAGUCCAAUUUAAGGAACACAGAGCAGCCCUUCCUGGCUGUAAAUCCUAGACUUGAAAGUUUUCCAGUACUGAAAACUUCAAAGCUGAAUAUUUUUUAUUUCUAAGUAUUUAAAUGUUCUAACAGAUCAGAAUGUGAAAUGCCCUCCUAAAUGUCAGCUGUUGUCACACAGUAGCUUCAACAUUUUGAGCAUUUUUAAGGGAGUGGCCUCAUUUCACUAGAGACAAAUCUUUAAGAAUAGUUCUAAAAUUGGGCUUGUGAUUUCCAUUUCUGAUGUCUCCAGAUUGGCACCCCUUUCUAGUUCAAUGCCUCACGAGAUUUACCAGGGGCAUCCAAGGCAAACAAUCCCAAUCUUUCUAUAUAAAAUGUAUUCAAGCAAACAUCAAAUAAAUUUCUGGGAUAUUUAACUAUAGGCUUCUUCCUUCUUGUCACCAGUUAAAAGCAUUUUGAAUACUAAGACCCUAAUUCUUUUAUCUUUAUUUUAGUCUUGAUGUGGAAAUGUAGGAGCAGGUGAAUAAAGGAUCUCUAUAACAGAUCCUUUCAAAAGAAGAGUUUAGAGAAAAUAAAUUUAACUUUAACCACAGUGAAAGUUGACCCUUAGCGGGACAAAGCCUUAAAAUGCAAUGAAAGAAUUAGAUUGGUUCUGUGCCUUUUAUCUAUUUGAGAUUGAUGACAACUUGUGUGAGAGAAUUUAUCACACCACGUCCUUAUUGGAAUAAUAAGCUACUUGCCUUGAGUUUAUAAUUCAGGGUGGUAAAGUAUGUUUUUAAAAUUUAAAAAGCAGCUGCAUUUUUUAUUUAGUUGGAGUAUCACCCAAUUUUUGAUUUUUAUUGCUAUUAAAAUAUCCACUAGGUGCCACCUAGAGCUCCAGUUCUUUAUAACAAAACAGGGAUCUGUCUGAACACUUACUGUUUUUUUUUUUUUUUACAUGUUUCCAUCAUUUCGGUCUUCAAGAACUAAGUACAUAUUAAGUUUCAUAGGUAACACAUUAUUUGAAGUUACAGCUACAGUAGUCAGGUGUAUAAAAUCUUGAGUUGCUUUGGUCUGCUUGUCUUCAUAAAUUUAUUCUCUUACAAUACUUGGGGUACCAGUUGUAUUUAAUUUUAUUCAUUAUCCCUAGAUAGCUAUUAAGAUACUUAGAUUAGACCUAACCCACCACAGUCAAUCCAAGACUAGACUACUCAAUAUUAAAGGGUCUGGAAAAUAGAAGAGUGUGUUGGGCAGAUAGUUUGUACCAUUUAUGAAGGUUUGUUCCUUUGUUAAAUUUAGCAGCCUGUACUAGCUUUUGAAAUCCAGAAGUUUUAACUUCCAGUGGCUGGUUUCUGAGAGAGUGCCAUGAUUGCUAGCCAGCAUUCCACAUUGGGAAUAUGUAGAGGAGAACCUGGAUGUACUUAAGAGUGGCAUAUAAUUUUCACUUCUGUCUGUUGAGGCAUCAAAAAAACAAGUUUAGAAAGCUGGCAACAUGAAGAAUGCAUUCAAAAUAUAACAGGUGCUCCUUUGUUGUACACAAAGAGGAAUUUUUUCUUUUGUUUACUGAAAUUUGUUAUACUUCAAAAGCCAUAACUUGAAAAAUACUGGUGGCGUCGAUGGUGAGUGAUUUUUAUCCCACAUGGGCCUUUUGCUCAGUUCCAUGGCAAUUUUGUAAAUUGACCCUAGCCAGAGAAAGGAAAAGAACAAACAAAACUUAAAGUAUUCAUACACCUUGCUAACCUAAAAGACAGCAGGGAGAAGAUACAUAUGAGGACAAGUUAUACACCCAGUUCUGAAUAACUUGAACAGGCUUGGCAAAGAAGUAAGUUUAUCCAAAUCUUUAAUUUCUGCCAGGCAUGGUAGCUCAUGCCUGUAACCCUGGCACUUAAGGGGCCAAGGCAGGAGGAUCACUUGAGGCCAGUGAGCUGUGAUCACUUCAGUGCACUCCAGUGCACUCCAGCCUGGGUGACAGGGCAAGACCCUGUCUCAAAAAAAAAAAAAAACCAGAAAUCUUGAAUCUCCCAUCAAAGCCUUUUCACUAAAAAUACAAUUUCAUCUAUUCCCUACUGUACCUUUCAUUGAUGUCAAGUGGCUAUCGAUUCAUACAGCUGAAAAUUAGUGAUAGUUUGGGUCUCAUUUAUGCAUAAAUUAAUUGAAAAUCAGUAAUGGCCAGGAAGAAAUAGGAAUAUUCAAACCACUUUUUUUCUUUUUUUUUUGGCAAAUGGUGUUAUAUUGCCUGGGCAGGUCUCGAAAUCCUGGGCUCAAGCUAUCCUCCUGCCUCUGCCUCUAUAAGAGUGUGAGCCACCAUGCCCCCCCACCCAAACCAUUUUUCAUAUCAGUUAUAGGAAAACAAGACAAACCAGUUCUUAAGUGAAUAAUGUUCAAAGAUGGACCCAUAGAGACAUGCUAAGCAGAACGGUUAUUACUCAGCUGCCAUACUCCAGCCAUUCUACUUUUACACCAAGAACAAAAUGGCUAGAGAUUUUUUAAAAAAUACAAAGCUAGUACCUUGCCGAGACUUGUUCACUGAUUUGCUCCAACUCCAAGGUAAUGGUCAUCUACUUUGCAACCUAUGGAGAUCCUGAUAGCUCCCAUACAAUGUGAGGCACACUUUUGCCAAUUUGGAGGCAGGAAGCCAUCAAACUAAAUGUAGUUUAAUUCAGAUAAACACCUAUCGAUAUUCAAAAGGCAAAACAAAAAAACUAAUUCCAGGGACAUUAGACCUUGGUGAAAUGCCAAAUGGAAAAUGGUGCUUUAAAAGGUAGUGUCUUACCAUAUAAGGAAUAAGUAAAAUAUUAGCUUGUGAUUUCUCCUUAUUCAGGUCAAUGUUUUAGACACGACUAACAAGGGACAGUUCAAACUAUUUAAGAGAACAAAUUUUUACUUAAGCACUUUGAAGUAUCCACUCCCCUUAAAUGUAAGUUAUAUAUUUUAUCUGUUGAUCAAGGGGAGGUCCAAGCAUUUGUACUUGGCAAGAAUGCUGGCAAUAGCUUGUGCCAGAUUACUGUAUAAACUUGAAAGUAAUAAAAAUGUUCUUUAAAAGUA